AUUUGAACACAAUCGAUUUUAUGAACUGCUGACUGAAAAUUAACCAUGGCCGAUGAUGAAGAUAAACCUAAGAAGCACACCCUGGACACCCUAUUCCUGGUGUAUGCCAAUUUUCAGGUGGUGCCGACGGAUAUCGAGAACGAGAGUUUUGACAGCAUACUACUCUCACAACUGGAUGCCUGGCUGGAGCAGGCGAAGCUCAUGCCAAAUCCAAUUACACGAACCCAGACGGGUCUUAUCUAUAUGCGAUACAAGAAAUGGCGCCUAGAAUAUGAAGACUUUUUAGAGGUUCUAAACAACUUGGCCUCCGACAACGAUUUAUCGAUAGACGAAAUGAAACAGAUAAUGGUAGAUGCUGGAGUCCCUAGCGGUGCCGAUAUGGUUAUAACCGUCAAAUAGAUGAACUGCUGUUUAUUUAUUUACAUAAAAAAGAAGGCAUACAACAAUUAAAUUUUCGAAAGUAACAAUUACAUUUAGAUAAAUAAUUUUGAUUAGUGAAAUUGUUCAUAAAAAUUAUAGUAUAUAGUACAAAAGCGUCCAACAAAAAGCCUCUUAUCCCAAUAGGUUAAUUUCAGUUAGUUUGACAUUUAGAAAACACUUAUUUUAACAUAGAGCGUGCUAGUUCAGAUUACCGAUCAAAAACUAAAUACAAAUAAAAGGGAAAGUACAAGUUCUAAUGUAA
Messenger RNA from Drosophila rhopaloa, 682 nucleotides. RefSeq lists its product as uncharacterized. Bases 46 to 399 code for a protein of 117 amino acids. The record is from RefSeq and is a predicted model, not a curated record. The transcript has 3 exons. NCBI's taxonomy places the organism in Eukaryota, Metazoa, Arthropoda, Insecta, Diptera, Drosophilidae.